Molecule: messenger RNA, 1825 nt
Organism: Hibiscus syriacus
Lineage: Eukaryota; Viridiplantae; Streptophyta; Magnoliopsida; Malvales; Malvaceae
Product: F-box/kelch-repeat protein At1g22040-like
Exons: 2
Coding region: 176-1609 (477 amino acids)
Molecular function (GO): protein binding
Source: RefSeq, a predicted model, not a curated record
UGUACAGAUUAUCAAUUGAUUGGGUCAAAACCUCAAAUGGUUCGUCUACUGGCCAUCUUCGUCUCUCCGUCGGUGUUAAGAUACCAGAUAAUCUUUUUUGUUGAUUAAGAUCUUUAGCCAUCAAAGGCUGCUCUGGCGUUGAUAUAUUAAUAUCUUGCAAUCAAUUAAGAUAUCGAUGGGGGCAUUCUUAAGUCUAAAUAAUCCCAGGGCUGGAAUGAGUGAACCCGUAGACGUUUCGCGAAACGGAGCAUGCAAAAGGCAAAAGUUGUCAUCAUGUGAUUGCGAAGAGAAUCCGAGAUUGAUUCCCAGCCUUCCUGAUGAGAUAUCUUAUCUGAUUCUUGCCAGAAUUCCAAGGAUUAAUUACUUGAAUGUGAGGUUAGUGUCUCGAGCCUGGAAAGCUGCCAUCAUGAGUACUGAACUUUUUAAUACAAGGAAAGAACUUGGAACAACAGAGGAAUGGCUCUAUAUAUUGACCAAGGUCGAAGGCGACAAACUUUUGUGGUAUGCUUUGGACCCAUUGUCAAGAAGGUGGCAGAGGUUGCCUCAAAUGCCAAAUGUUGCUUUAGAAGAUGAAUCCAGGAAAGGUUUAGCCAGCCUUUGGAUGUGGAAUGUUGUCGGCUCCGGCAUAAAAAUUGCAGAUGUUGUUAGGGGUUGGCUUGGCCGGAAGAAUGCAUUGGACAGAAUGCCGUUUUGUGGCUGUGCCAUCGGUGCCGUUGACGGCAGCCUCUAUGUGUUGGGAGGAUUUUCUAGAGCUUCAGCGCUGAGGUGUGUUUGGCAGUAUAAUCCAGUUUUAAAUUCAUGGAGUGAAGUAAAUUCAAUGUUAUCAGGUAGAGCCUAUUGUAAGACUGCCAUCUUAAAUAAUAGGCUAUACGCCGUUGGAGGGUUUACCAAGGACCAUGGUGGUUUAACUCCACUUCAGUCUGCUGAAGUCUUUGAUCCUCGAACUGGUAUAUGGUCCCAAAUUCCUAGCAUGCCGUUUUCGAAAGCUCAGGUUCUACCCACUGCUUUUCUGGCUGAUCUACUCAAACCAAUUGCCACAGGAAUGACAUCAUAUAGGGGAAGAUUAUUUGUUCCUCAGAGUUUAUAUUUCUGGCCGUUUUUUGUUGAUGUCGGAGGAGAGGUAUAUGAUCCAAAGGUAGAUUCAUGGGUCGAAAUGCCGGCAGGCAUGGGUGAUGGUUGGCCUGGAAGACAGGCCGGAACAAAGUUGAGUGUCACCGUGGAUGGUGAGUUGUAUGCACUUGAUCUGGCUAAUUCUCCUGAAAGUGUGAGGAUUAAGGUAUAUGAUUACCAAGAUGAUGUUUGGAAAGUGUUAGGAGAGGUCCCGAUUCACAACUUCACUGAUUCCGGCUCUCCCUAUUUGCUUGCCGGUUUACUAGGAAAGAUCCAUGUGAUUGCUAAAGAUGCCAACAAUAUCUCUAUCCUACAGGCUGAUGUGCAAAACCAUGUUUCCUCACCAUCAGCUUCAUCAUCUUCAUUGGAUAGCUCCACCGGUGCGCAUCUCGAGUCUGCAGAACCUGCUACAACAUCCGAAACAGUUCUUUGGAGGGUUAUUGCUACAAGGGUGGCCGGAUCUUCUGAACUAGUAAGUUGUCAGACCCUCAAUAUAUAGUGCCUCGAUUGGAAUACUUUCCGAAAACUGUUCUGUUGCUCUUAUUUGUUUCAUCAGAAAGAUUGAUCAUACAAGUGGCAAACUUUUCCCUUCUAUGCUUGUUUAAUGUAAAGAAAAGAAACACUUUGAAAAGAAAUACUAGAUGAUGGAUAUAGUAAAGUUACAAAUUGCAUUCCUGCAGAUUAUAACAUAAAGGAUGACAAGAUUUUUAGCCAA